UAUUACAUUUAUUGAGCAAAUGUGGAUGUAACUUAGGAGCCAUGACAGUCAUACAAACGCAACGGUUUAGGGGGGAGGAUGAGUUACUAGUGCUACCUGUCUCUCAUGAUGUGAGACGAGCUUCAGUCAAACUACCAGAGAUAUCUUCAGCUACCAGCAAACUGGUGUGUAUGGACAAGAUGAUAAGUGGUAAACGCCCAGAACCCGCCCCAAACCAGCGCAUACUCUGUACCUCCCUCCACUAUAUAGCCUCCCUAAUAGCAAUCAGAACUGGCUUUAUCAUCAAGAUAAUAGAGAAGGAGAACAUCGGCAACAGCACUAAAAUUAAAAACGUGCAGGGUCAGGUGGUUAACAUGAUGUUCAGGAAUGUUUCCCCGUCUUCAGAGAGCGAGGAGCGGCCUGAUGAGCUGUUUGCUGUUAUCUCUGUGGAGGAGGAGACGGGGAAGUUGUGGCUGACGGUUUAUGAGAUUCUACUCAAUGAUAAGGGCGCUUUGGAUAACACUAAAGUAACAGAGUUGCUGUUGAGUACUAACGUGCCACAAGGCAGGGCGGGCAUCACACCCGUCCUAGCCAUCCAGCCCUCUACCCCUGACUGCUACAUUGGAGUGGCGGUCUUUGAUAAAGUGUAUUUCGUUACGAUAGAGAGUGGAUGUUACAAAUGUGUCAGCAACUUCACCCUGCCAGUUGACCUCCCCAUAGUCACACUCCACAUUGCUGUUGACGAGUCAGCUACAUUAUGUGCCUGUGCUAGGGACGGUACCCUGGUCUUCUACAAUCCAAUGGAAGAUAAGAUGGCAGAUCCUGAUGGUCCCUUUAAACUGUUGGGUGAUGAAGAUGAAACUGGUUGUGUCAAUUGGAUCGGGUUCCCUGACGAUUGCGAAGACGGGUCGUGCGAAGAAUCUGAUAGCUCACGUGUGUGGACGAAUUUGGUUGCGGCAACAGACACCAGUAUUCUCAUACUAUCCCUUACACACUGGACUAUAACAUACCGGCUUGACUUGGUUCUCCCUGAGGACCAGGAUCUAUCAGGAAGAAUGAUAUACAGUUUAGAUGAUCGGGGAAGGUUCCUUGUUAUUUCUUCUCCGGGCUCUAACUAUCUAUACGUCUUGGAGCUGACCACCACUCAAGGUCAUUUAGCCCCUGAUGCUUUCUCCAGAAUGUUUUGCUACCCGAUGAAAAGUGGACUAUUUGAUCUUUCAAUAAGCCAUGUAGUUGAAGAGGAGGAACACAUCCAAGGCCGAUACGAGGUUAACUCUGGGACGUGCAUGCUAGUUCUGAUAGCCGUGAAUAAUGGUGGGAUGCUCAAAUGUAACGUGAAGUUUGAGACUAGUUAUACUACUACACACACUAUCGCAGAGUUGCAGUCAUCUCCGAGACAGCCCGUAGAGCCACCCUCCCAGCCUGAUCAAUCCUCAAUGGCUCCAGCGGUACAGUCUCUCCUCUCCUCAUCACCCAUCUCCCGGUCUUCCCCGUCACACCCCAUGCUUCUCUCCCCUAACUCCUUCACCGCAACUCCCCUCCCCAUAUCCAAACUCCUCCCCUCUAUCCCUACCUCGGCCCCGGCUGCUCCUACCCUAGUCUCCCUCAGUCAUGAUCUGCCCAAACAGGUUCCCAGAUCCAGCAGCUAUCAGAGCGCUCCUGACCAGGAUGAUGAGCUAGUUCCCACUCCGCUUCCUACUCCAGCUGGUCGUGACCAUACUGACGAGGGUGAAGUUGUUCGACCUACGGUGAAUCAUGAGUUUUUGGAUCUUAUACAGAGAGUAAUUAUUCAAGAUUCGGUCUUGGUGGAAGAUUUCGAUGCCACACUGUACGGUAGCCCGCUGUUCCGGGCAGUUACAGGUGAUGCACAGUAUCUGGAGAAGUUAGCUAACUUUUAUAGUGAGGCGAUGGUGGGGUGGCCGGAUAUUCAUCCCUCUGUUAUUAACCAGAUACUGUCCAAACACAUCAUCAUGGCUAAUUCAGAUCCAGCCUUCAUCGGAGCAGUAUGCGAAAGGCUACAGAGUCUUGGAGAGGACCUGUGCAUCCUGCUGAUGAAUCUAGUUAGCAGCAUGUUCUCAACACCCUCCUGGAGGAUCACAAUCAACCAGUUCACCGUUGUACGGGACAUGGUGUACGAGCUGUACCGGCACUCAAUACCCACCGCUCUCACCACAAGAGACAUGAUGUUGCAGCUGUUUGAGAAGCUUGUUAAGAGCCAUUUCGACGUAAUGGACGAAGGAGAGCCUGAGUUGGAAGCUGACUGGGAUGACUUUAUUCGGUCAAACAUCGGUAUAUUGAGAGAUUUCGUGAUAGAGAAAGACAGCACAAACUCCGAGUUCCUUAUCAAGCUACGUGACAUCAUUGAGCCGCUCAAGGACCUGCUCCCUAAAGAGUACGGUUCUCUCAAGGGACCCGAGGGACAGAACAAACUGAGAAUGCUCAUGGAAAGUUCUAGGAUAGUUCCUGAACCGUCCUCAGAAAGUGAGGGUGCCACCACCACCUACCAGCCCACCUACAACACCACCUUGAUGACCCUGCUGUCCUACCUGGAUAACACGGAGCAGGUGUCUCUGAAGGAGGUGUGCAGGCUGGUGGACCAGGUUACUGGGACUGCUGAUCAGGAUGGUAUGGGCAGUCUGGCUGGAGCUAUUGUCAAUAACUAUUACCCUAAAGACUGGUAUAAAGAUGUUAUUGACGAGUUGUGCGGAAGUAUGCCACGAAUGAAAGAAGUCCUGAUAGAAAGUCUCACCGACAAAAUCUUUCAAUGGAUUUCAUCUUACCAGAAUGAAUCUAUGAAUAAAAACAAGAAGCUACCCCUGCAACCACAUCUAACCCCUGCUCUCUACAAAUAUUCCUCGGGAACCAGCCCCCUAGAAUUCUACAUCCGAAGUACCCAACAAGAGCCCCUCCUAACCCUCAUCAACACAACCCUGGCAGCUCUGCUAGGAGAACCAGCUCAGGGAAACUCCGGACCCUUGUCACCUGGUACCGUAGGGGUGGUGCCCUAUGUGGGGGGUCUGGUGGCAUGUUACCAGGGUUACCAGGAGUGGAGGAGAGGGGAGGUGGUGUCCGUGCACGGAGAUGAGGAUGUCCGGGUAAAACUGGUGGAUUAUGGUGAGGUGAUCGCCACUAACCGGGCCUGUUUGAGAGCCCUGCCCACUUUCCACGGUGUACCGGGUAAAGCACACCAGGUCCGUCUCCAGAGCGUCUCCUGUCCAGAGGAGCACUCAGAUCGGGUUAUGCAGGAUUUCGAGAACAUUCUCCGAGAUGAGGAGUUGAGGGUUGUUCCAGGGGAACAUCAAGAUGGGUUCACUCCCGUGUGGGUUAGGUUGUCCGAUGGUAAAGACUUGGCCGAGGUUCUGAGUUUGCGUGGUCAUGUAGCUUGGACUGAAGACCUCAGCGAUCCUUUUGAGACUAAUCCUCUUUCAGCGGAGAAACCCUUCUCCCCAGAUCCCCUACUCACGAUCCAAGAUGAAUCACUGCUACAAGUACACCAUCUUCACCUUGUUGAUACUGUAAAGGCCGUCCAGAAAUAUCGUGGCAGUGAGCUUCCUCCUGAAGUUCGAGACGUUCUUCUUCUUAAGGCACGGAGAGUUCUCGGAGUUGAAGAAUCUGAUGAAACUCCCGACGAAGAUGUUCCAGAUCAGAAGCUGACCUCUCCCUCCACGAGUAACAGUAUCGCCCCCAUCUCCUCCCCCGACUCCGCCUCUCCACCCAUACCGUCCUCCCCCACCGUGGAAACUCUCCCACUUUCCGCUCAGUUCGCUACAGCCCAGGAGCCGAUAUCAGAACAAAUCAACUUACACUCCCGACCCCAGUCGACUGGUUCCAGUGUAGCCUCCUCCAAACCUCACUCACCCAAACCUCAGCCCCCCUCAGAGCUACAGAACAUGAUCAUACCUCAAUUCCGAUCAUUGGAUAUCCGAGAAAAGCAUCAUCAGGAGAGAGAACCAGAGCAGCUACCACCACGAGUUCAGGUAGCUGAUGACAGUGGCUCAGAGUUGAAGAGCAUCAUUGUGAAACUGGAACGGAGCAUCAAACAAGUAGAGAAAAACAAAGAGGAUAUGGAAAAGAAGGUAGACAAGUUACUACAAGAAGUAGGCGGAAGCAGAGGCAGAGGAUUCCAGCGUGGGGUAAACCUUCAAGAUGAUCUAGCAGAAUGUGCUACCCUUAUGGUUGAUAGGGCGUAUGGAAUCUUCAAGGAGAAUAUCGAGAACUUUUACAAAGAGGAAGUUGUCAAGAAACUUCAACACCAUCUAGACGAAAUACUAGACAAGCAAAACCAGAUGAACUUUGUAGUUACCGAUAAAAUGAAGAAAUCUGUCCAGAAAAAUGUGACCCAUAUCGUCAAGGCUGUGAACGAUGAGGUCCAAAGCUCAGUGGCAGAACGGCUCGCCUCUGACGAGACCCUGAAGAACAUGAUCCAAGUAACGUUGCUGCCCAGCUUCCAGCAGCAGCUGGAUUUGGUGUAUCGUGGUUUUACGGAUACUUUGCAGAGGGAACUCCAACACAACUCCCUGGCAGCUAGCCAGGCACGUGGUUCCUCCGAAGCUGAGAUCUCAGCGCAUCUAGACCGGUUGGAGGGCAUGCUGGGGAGCUAUGAACGAGCUCAAAACGCCGCUAACGCCACCAUCUGCACCAAGAUAGAGAGCCAACUGACGAGGUCAGUGACGGAGCUGUACCAGCGCCACGGGGUCAGCCCGCCAGAUAGACACAGAUAGGCUGUGCUGCUUCUCAGAGGAGGGGUUAUUUGUUAUCCUGCGUAGAGUGCCGGACUAUUAUCAAUUGACAUAUCACCUCAGAAGAGGUGAUAAUGAAUGUUAAUUUUGCUCGAAACUUUAACAUUUUUACGAGGGUAGUUUUUCUACGCCAUGAGUUGUUGUCGUUCUUGUGCACCUUUUUGCAUUCCUCGCAAUUGCGGUUAUUUCACUGACCAUUUGA
This is a messenger RNA of Bolinopsis microptera, 4920 nucleotides long. RefSeq lists its product as uncharacterized. Bases 42 to 4700 code for a protein of 1552 amino acids. The transcript has 29 exons. Lineage: Eukaryota; Metazoa; Ctenophora; Tentaculata; Lobata; Bolinopsidae. The record is from RefSeq and is a predicted model, not a curated record.